This is a messenger RNA of Zingiber officinale, 2330 nucleotides long. Its product is annotated as leucine-rich repeat receptor protein kinase HPCA1-like. The coding region runs from base 124 to 1974 and encodes 616 amino acids. Gene Ontology annotation, molecular function: protein kinase activity; ATP binding. Gene Ontology annotation, biological process: protein phosphorylation. The record is from RefSeq and is a predicted model, not a curated record. NCBI's taxonomy places the organism in Eukaryota, Viridiplantae, Streptophyta, Magnoliopsida, Zingiberales, Zingiberaceae. The transcript has 9 exons.
AAAAAUGGGUAGAUUGUUCCUUCCUCAAAAUCAUAAUGUUUUCCGUGGCCGUGCCUUCCAUGCUUAGGUACACACGCCGUCGUUUCCUCGAUCAAUCUUCAAAAGUAAGCUGCGAACAAGAAUAUGAAGAUUUCAGUGCUUCUCUGCAUCCUCUCUUACUUCCUCGCCAUUGUUGGAGCUCAGCAACAGCUUACCAAAUUAACUGCAGAUUGCGGCUUGGAUUUGAAGGCUUUCCCUUACAGUCCCGUGGGCGAAUGUGUUCAUCCAGAGUCUUGGCAAGUGAGAGUGUGGAACAACGUCAACACCACCCGAUGUUGCCGCCAUGGCCUCAAUUUCUUGUCGAGAGCCGUCGCCAACUCCUCAUCGCCUGACCAACCCAUUCUUCUGGAUUCGCAGCGGUGGGCCGAAUGCACCGCCCUCCUUUCUCUCCGUGUCGAUUCCUCCUUGACUUCCUGUGGGUUCGACCAACUCCACCAACCGAACUCUGCUUGCGCCGCCCUCACUCCCUCCUCGCUUACCGACAUCGUUGCCCCUGCUUUCGACGUCAUCGCCACCUGUUCGGAGAUCAAUCCUGUAAACUUUCUGACCGCUUGUUCGAACUGCACCGAUAGUAUCUCCGACGCGAUACAGGCCGUCGUCAAGCAUUUCAAGGUUGAUGACAAUGACAGCGAGAAGGCAGUUUGUAGCGUCGCCACCGUUACAGCAGUUGCCUCUUCUAGGAUCGCCAACGACACUUGGACUGAUGACUACUACCGGUGCUUGGCGGCCAUGGAUUCCCAAGGUAGAUUUUUGUUUCGCACAUGUGGACAGUUCCUGAGCUUUCGACUUCUGCUAUCUAAUUCAACAAGUUUUUCUUCUUGUUUCCUUUUAGAUGACACAUCGGCGAGUAGAAAGCGUGAUUUGGUCAUAUACAUACUGGCGAUCCUGAUUGCAGUGAUGGCGUUUUCCCUUCUCAUCGCUUUGUACAGGAUCAUUAAGACUAGGAAACGGCGCGAACACAAAAAAGGUGCAGGCAGCGAUGCAGCAGAGAAAGAGACCAGCGCAUGGUCCGGCCUCUACCGAUUCUCCAAAGCAGAGAUUGAGAAGGCAAUCAACUAUAGCAGUGACGGAUUCCUGGGCGCAGGCAGUGCAGGCCGAGUCCACCAAGGUGUGCUUCCCAGCGGGCAGCUCGUGGCGAUCAAGCACAUCUACACCGCCGCCACCAACCUCUUGUUCACUCGGGAAGUCGAAGGCCUCUCCAAAGUUCGACAUCACAAUCUCGUCUCCCUCCUCGGUUACUGCGAUGAGAAUGGGGAUAGGUUUCUGGUCUACGAGUUCUGCUCCAAUGGCAACUUGGCACAGAAAUUGAGAGGAAAGAGUUGUCUUCCGUGGGAAAAAAGGGUUGAGAUAUUGAGAGAUUGUUCGGUUGCGCUGAGGUUUCUUCAUACCCACCCUGACGGAUGCAUUGUCCAUAGAGACAUCAAGCUCACCAACAUUCUCCUGACGGAGAAGAUGGAACCCAAACUUUCCGACUUCGGCCUGGCGAAGAUGGUGGGCAUGAAGGAGACCCAGUGCUUCACUGACAUCAAAGGGACCAUUGGCUACAUGGAUCCGGAGUACAUGUCGAAUGGAAACCUCACCUGCGCCAGUGACAUCUACAGUUUCGGAAUUGUGAUUUUGCAAGUUUUGUCAGGGCGCAAAGUGAUCGAACUGAACACCCAGGCACGAGAUUCUCUGACCAGAGCGGCCAGGGAUGCGUCGUCAGGGAAGCGGCCGCUCACUGACUUUGUUGAUCCGUGCCUCCAGGGACAAGUGAACUUGGACGACUUCAAGUCGAUCUUGCGCGUCGCUGUUCUCUGUGCGUCAGGUUCGAGCAAAGGGCGUCCACGGAUCAAGGACCUUGUUGAAGAACUAGAGAAAACAUGCAGUAACACACAGAACAAAAUGCUUGAAGUAAGCAGACAAUAUCAAUCUCCAGAAGUAAUUGAGGUUUGAGUUAGAUUGGAGUGCCUUCGGAUGAAGGAACGAAUAAAUGGAGGAAAUCAGUGGAAUCGCGCUUCCAGGGCUGAAUUAUAUUCGUAGCUGAAGUUGAAGUGACUAGUGCUGUUCUUUUUGUUGGUAACAAAAUUAGGUUAUUUCUGGCUUCGUUGUCUGUGAAUAGAUGAUUGAACUUUGAUGAUUAGGGUUUGAUUUCCACUUUUUUGUUGUUGUGCUACACAAGUUUACAGUCUUUUGAUGCAUGGAGUAAUCUUAAAUUAUACAGGUGUCUUGUUUCAUAUAAAAGAACAUGUGAAUAGUGCGUACAGACGAUCAUGCAUCUAUUGAUUUGUUUAAUGGGGUAAUGUAAUUUU